CCUUGAUCGUGGCUUAGAAGUCAGUCUGGAUAUGACUUUGCUCCCUUCCAUUCCCAUUAUGAAGGCUUUUGAAUAUUUCGUUGUCUUGGCCUCCUUGGCUGCCACAAUUUCUUGUCGCUCGAUGACAAGCAACUCAGAUGAUCGAGCUGAGUUUGUUUGUGAGGACUUCAAAAAUCGACCUCCAUUUUCUGAUGUUCGUCUUGCCUUAAUAAAUUGCUUGUAUGUAAGAAGUUCCAAGUAUCGCGAGAACACGAAUAUUUGCACCAUGUAUAGAAUGAAACAGAUUGAUCGUCGUUGGUACGGCAGCUUUCUUCAUGAUCCCUUGGAAAUUGAUUGGGACAAAGUUCGUGAUUACUACAAUCCCCUAGGGCUUGGAUCAAUCUACGCAGCUUGCAAGAAUACCCAACCAAGGAUAUGUAAGCACGGUAGCUUCUGGUCGGGAACAACAUAUGGAGUGUGUUCCACUGAUAAGGACUAUGAACAAUUGGAUGCAGCAAUUGGUUCUUUCUACUCUUGCAUUGAAUCACUUACACAAAGACAUUGCGCCCGUGUUCUUGCUACAACUACCACCACUACUACCACAACAACCACAACAACCACUUCCACGACAACCACAACAACCACUACCACGACAACCACCACAACCACAACAACAACAACUACUACACCCACUACCACCACAACGUCAACUACAGAGAGCACAACCUCUUUCAUAGAAGAGCCAAUUGUGGACCCAGUUGAACCUAUUGAAGAGCCUGAAGAGCCAAUUGUGGACCCAAUUGAACCCAUUGAAGAACCUGAGGAACCAAUUGUGGGUCCGGUUGAACCUAUUGAAGAGCCUGAAGAGCCAAUUGUGGGCCCAAUUGAACCCAUUGAAGAACCUGAGGAACCAAUUGUGGGUCCGGUUGAACCUAUUGAAGAGCCCAAAGAACCAAUUGUGGGCCCGGUUGAACCUAUUGAAGAACCUGAGGAACCAAUUGUGGGCCCGGUUGAACCUAUUGAAGAACCUGAGGAACCAAUUGUGGGUCCAGUUGAACCCAUUGAAGAGCCCAAAGAACCAAUUGUGGGCCCAUUUGAACCCAUUGGAGAACCUGAAGAGCCAACUGCGCGCCCGGUUGAGCCUAUUGAAGAACCUGAGGAACCAAUUGUGGGCCCAGUUGAACCUAGUGAGGAAAAGUCCGCCAUGACACCCACCAUUGUGUUUAUGUGCAAAGAGACUUCUUUUGGACAAGACGUUUUCCUGACUGGUGGUAAAAUUGAUUGCCAGGAAAACUGUGGCAUUGACGUUAUGUUAGCCGAUUCUGAUCCUAAUCUCUGGCAAAAAUACAACACGUGGAAAAUAGGAGCUCAUCAGCUUUCUUCUGGUGCAAACCCAGAACAAACCAUGAUUGUCGAUAAUGCUCCAGCACGUGGCCUUCCUAUGAUGUGGACCACCAACAAUGGAUGGAGUCCUCACUAUCGAGUAGAAAAUAACAACUAUGGUGACCAUUGCUGGAUGUUGGAAAUGAGCAUGGAUUGCUCGCAAACUGAUAAUGGUUGGUUUAAGGUCAAAGCUGUUGUGGCCGAAGGUCAACACUUUUGGUCUGAGUCCGGGGCUCAUCCACAUGAGAUUUGCAACUCUCCGCUUGGACCAUUAAAUUCUAACGACUUGCCACCUUUGAGCGAAGGUCAUUAUGUCAGGUGUGGAAUAAAAAAUGUUAUCAGCUGGGAGUCAAAUUGGUGCAAGGCUGAUGCUAUUCCGGGAUUUGAAGGUGAACUUGAAAAAGCUGUGGAUCCCGCACCAAUGGAGACCACAGCCAUAACAGAAGUUGUAACCACAACCACGGAAGAAACCACCACCACCAUUGAAGAAGAAACUACAACUACUAGGGAAGAAACUACAACUACUAUGGAGGAAACUACCAGUACUAUGGAAGAAACUACAACUACUGUGGAAGAAACUACCACCACUGAGGAGGAGACCACCACCACUGAGGAGGAGACCACCACCACUGAGGAGGAGACUACCACAACCAUGGAAGAAACUACCACCACUGAGGAGGAGACUACCACUACCAUGGAAGAAACUACCACCACUGAAGAAGAGACCACCACUGUGGCUGCUACUCCCAUUUUUGAUCCUGAUAUGCCAGCUGGACUAAAAAGUUGCAUUGAGACUCCCUUUGGUGAUGAAGAUGUUAAAUUCAUCUAUGGCAUUGGUAAUGCUUACGGAAAUCGUUUGGCAAAGGCAGGAUUUGAAAAGGCUGCUGAAGUACUUGACAAGUUCAUGGAACUAAAUCAAAAUGUGGAUGAAUUUAAGGGCUGGUUGAAGACCACUGCCAGAGUCAAUGCCAAUUUCCAAAGUAAAAUUGCUGAUUGCAUUUCCAAGAAAUGCGAAUUCCUUCCUGCCCAAUGUAGCCCAGAACCUGAGCCCACGACACCUGAAAUCGAACAAGGCUUCCAAUGUCCAACUUUGAAUGACACCUCAGGAAUUGUUCAAAAUGUCAGCCAAGCCUAUUGUGGUUGCCGACAAAAGGACAGUGCAUCAAUGAUGUUCAACGGUGCUAAAGUCGUUGGCUAUGGCCCUUGCACUCGAAGACCCCCACCACUGAAGGAAGACAGCAACCUGUGUGCUCUGAAUGCCUUGGGUUGGAUCAAGCAACUUCCGGCGAAGAUGAACAACAUCUACAUCCAAUUUGAUGAACUGGAAGCGGCCUUUACCGCCCAAGGGCUUGCUCCAGUGUUGGAAAAAUGUCGUCAAGUGUUUGACAAAGAAGCGUAUGCCCAAUUUAUGAGAAGACAAGAUCCUGAGAUCACGGGUACAUACGACAACCUCUCUUCUUCAAUUGAUGACUUCCUUGACUGUGUUGGAAUGGAUUGUCCAGAUUUCCCUGCUGGAUCUUUGACGAGCCAAUCUUGUGAGGGCCUUUGCUAACUUCAGUCUAUUUGUGUUUACGCCUGAAAAUAAACUACUGCAUUUCCCAAGAAA
Tigriopus californicus is the source of this 2968-nucleotide messenger RNA. RefSeq lists its product as uncharacterized. The transcript is spliced from 10 exons. Lineage: Eukaryota; Metazoa; Arthropoda; Copepoda; Harpacticoida; Harpacticidae. The coding region runs from base 32 to 2914 and encodes 960 amino acids. Gene Ontology annotation, molecular function: DNA binding. The record is from RefSeq and is a predicted model, not a curated record.